Molecule: messenger RNA, 1119 nt
Organism: Eutrema salsugineum
Lineage: Eukaryota; Viridiplantae; Streptophyta; Magnoliopsida; Brassicales; Brassicaceae
Exons: 3
Coding region: 1-1119 (372 amino acids)
Molecular function (GO): zinc ion binding
Source: RefSeq, a predicted model, not a curated record
AUGCGGAAUGUUGUUGUGAUAGACGGCGCACAUUUGAAGGGUAAAUAUGGCGGUUGUCUGUUAACCGCGAGCUGCCAAGAUGGAAACUACCAGCUCUUCCCUAUCGCUUUCGGGAUUGUCGACGGCGAGAACGACAACGCCUGGAUCUGGUUCUUCCGUAAGCUGAUUGAGGUGAUACCAGACAGACAUGACUUGGUGUUUGUCUCUGACCGUCAUAAUACACGGGUGUAUCCCAUGGCGCAGCACUGCGCGUGCGUGGUCCAUCUGCAGAGGAACAUCCAGGCCAUUUUCAAAAAACGUCCCCUCAACUACAUGGUAUCCAAAGCCGCGCGCGCUUUCCUCCAAUCGGAUUUCUACGACCACUUUGAGGAGAUCCAUGAAACGGAUGAGGGUUGCGCCAGCUACCUAACUGCGAUUGGGUAUGAACACUGGGCGAGAUCCCAUUUCCCAGGGGUGUGCUACAACAUAAUGACGAGUAACGUCGCUGAAUCUCUCAACAAUGUCCUCCUCGGUGCGCGUGACCACCCAAUUGUCCCAUUAAUCGAGUGCAUCCGGGCAACACUGAUGUGUUGGUUUGCGACGCGCCGCGAAGAUGCUAAUAGCUGUGGUACCACUUUAACCCCCAAGAUGGAGGAGUUGCUGGCAAAGAAUUUCGAAAUGUCAACUGGGUUCGCGUAUCACAAAAUUAAUGCUGGCGAGCAUGAGAUUAGGAACAAAGAAGGAGUUCCUUACAUGGUUAAUCUGGAAACCCAAACCUGCAGUUGUCAGGAAUUCCAGAUGCUUCGUUAUCCAUGCUCCCAUGCCGUGGUGGCCGCUAUCCGUUCAAAUACAAGGGUCGACUCUUUAGUAGUGGCGGAGUACACCAAGGCUUUCUGGAUUAAGGCAUACGAGUGCAACAUUUAUCCGGUGACUGCGACUGCCCCAAUUGAAACUGUCGGUGACGACUUUUCCGGGCUCAACCUCCUUCCCCCUCGAACAAGACCCCCCCCUGGAAGGCCACGCAAGACAAGAAUCCGCUCCUGUGGAGAGAUAGGGUUAGGACAACCAAAACGUUUCACCGUCUGUGGGCGCUGUGGUGGCUUCGGCCAUAACCGCGCGACUUGUAAGAUGCCUAUCUAG